Messenger RNA from Cucumis melo (muskmelon), 414 nucleotides. RefSeq lists its product as uncharacterized. The transcript has a single exon. NCBI's taxonomy places the organism in Eukaryota, Viridiplantae, Streptophyta, Magnoliopsida, Cucurbitales, Cucurbitaceae. The record is from RefSeq and is a predicted model, not a curated record. The coding region runs from base 1 to 414 and encodes 137 amino acids.
AUGGGUUUUUUGAAGGUAGCACCUAUAAAGGGUGUUUUGAGGUUCGAGAAGAAAAGGAAGCUAAGUCCACGUUUUGUAGGGCGAUUUGAGAUACUUGUGCAGAUUGGUCCUGUAGCUUACCGUUUGGCGUUGCCUCCUGCGUUUCCUGUAAUUCAUGAUGUGUUCCAUGUCUCUAUGCUGAGGAAGUAUGUAGCAGAUCCGACGCAUGUAGUUGACUUUGAGCCAUUGCAAAUUAAUGAGAACUUGAGCUACGAUAAGCAAUCUGUUGAGAUUUUGGCAAGAGAGGUCAAGAUGCUCCGUAAUCGAGGAAUUACACUGGUCAAAGUCGUUUGGCAAAACCAUAGGGCUAGGAAGGCCACUUGGGAGAGAGAAGCCGACAUGAGAGCUCAAUACCCCGAACUGUUCAAGGAUUAG